GGUAAACAUCGCCUUUGCAACUUCUGACUUCUACUUUGAAUCUGAUCUACGCCACACACGCUCAUGGCAGAACCUUGCUCAAAUGCCACAGCGACGUCCAAACCUGCCGCUGCAGAACCUCCCCUUGACGCUGCCAAUGUGAAACCGCCGCAAAAAAAGUCUGCGCGAAUGGCGACUGUAUCGAACACUCCUGCGCCCGAUGGGGAUACUAGCGGGGAGGAGGAUCCUGAGGAGGAGGAACCGUCAGUGGAGGAUGCGGAGAUUCUUGAGGAUCUGCCAGAUGAGACGGAGGAAAUCGAGCUUGUGCAUUCCCGUUUGAACUCCAUCUCCAACCUCGGCUUGCCUCGGUUCGGUCCAUACCUUCGGAAGCUCUGUCUGCGACAGAACUACAUCUCCUUCCUGGACCCGGAAGUCCUGCAGACGCUGGAAGUACUGGAAGAGCUGGACCUGUACGACAACAAAGUCAAGCACAUAGACGGAGCGCUGGACAAGCUUAGCAAGCUCUCUGUGUUGGAUCUGUCGUUCAAUCUCCUGAAGCACGUACCAGAAGCGCUUGAACAAUUGACGUCCCUCAGGACGGUGUACUUUGUGCAGAACAGGAUCUCGCAUAUCACAGGACUGCACAGUCUAGGAUCGACGUUGAGGAGUCUUGAGCUUGGGGGUAAUCGAUUGCGUAGAAUUGAGAACUUGGAUGCACUUGUGAACCUCGAAGAGCUAUGGCUGGGAAAGAACAAGAUCGCAAAGCUUGAGAACUUGGGCAGCCUAAAACGACUCAAGGUCUUGUCUAUACAAUCAAAUCGUAUAACGAAGCUCGAGGGUUUGGAAAACCUCGAGAGCUUGGAAGAGUUGUAUCUCAGCCAUAAUGGUAUCGAGCGACUAGAGGGGCUUGAACACAAUCACAAACUCCGAACACUGGACAUCGGCAACAACUUCGUGAAAGUCCUCGAGAAUGUAUCUCAUCUCAGCACUCUAGAAGAGCUAUGGUUCAACGAUAAUCAAAUCAGUACUCUCGACCACGUGGAGCCACAACUCCAGCACAUAUCGUCCCUCGAAACAGUGUAUUUGGAAGGCAACCCAGUGCAGAAAUCAGAAGGGGCAAACUAUCGCCGAAAGGUAAUGCUCGCACUUCCGCAAAUAAAGCAACUGGAUGCAACAUACGUGAAGCAAUUCUAAUGAACGAGCAACUCGGCUAGCCCGAGCGGUGACGACAAUGUAAUCCAGUUGACAUUCCAUCUCGCGAAUCUGUCGAAAUACCCCCGAACGAUCGUUAGAUGAGAUUUCGUUCGGACUCGAUCGAGACCCCGUGCUUGUAUACUAGUUCGAUCGUGUAGAAAAUGCAUGAUCAUCCUUAGUCUGAUCAGCAAUCG
Messenger RNA from Laetiporus sulphureus 93-53, 1367 nucleotides. Its product is annotated as L domain-like protein. The record is from RefSeq and is a predicted model, not a curated record. Gene Ontology annotation, molecular function: protein binding. The transcript has 9 exons. NCBI's taxonomy places the organism in Eukaryota, Fungi, Basidiomycota, Agaricomycetes, Polyporales, Laetiporaceae. The coding region runs from base 64 to 1173 and encodes 369 amino acids.